This is a messenger RNA of Hevea brasiliensis (rubber tree), 640 nucleotides long. RefSeq names its product 40S ribosomal protein S25-2. The coding region runs from base 152 to 478 and encodes 108 amino acids. Gene Ontology annotation, molecular function: structural constituent of ribosome. NCBI's taxonomy places the organism in Eukaryota, Viridiplantae, Streptophyta, Magnoliopsida, Malpighiales, Euphorbiaceae. Gene Ontology annotation, cellular component: cytosolic small ribosomal subunit. The transcript has 3 exons. The record is from RefSeq and is a predicted model, not a curated record.
UUCUUAUUUUGUAAUCCAAUAAACCCUAGGUUGGUAGAGCUAUAUAAACAGAUAUACCAUAGCACCCACAGCUGCGGCUCUGCUUCUUUCCGAGUCUACUCGUUUCUCGCAUCUGUGUAGCUGAUCGCACCUGUGUUGCUGAUUGAAUCCAAUGGCGCCAAAGAAGGAUAAGGCUCCACCACCGUCAUCGAAGCCGGCGAAAUCUGGAGGAGGAAAGCAGAAGAAGAAGAAGUGGAGCAAAGGAAAGCAGAAGGAGAAGGUUAACAACAUGAUCUUGUUCGAUCAAGCCACCUAUGAUAAGCUUCUCUCUGAAGCCCCCAAGUACAAGCUCAUCACACCCUCUAUCCUCUCAGAUCGCUUAAGGAUCAAUGGUUCACUUGCAAGGAGGGCAAUAAGAGAAUUGAUGGCAAGAGGUUUGAUCAGGAUGGUCUCUGCCCAUGCCAGCCAGCAGAUUUACACUAGGGCGACAAACACCUAGAUGUCAUUUUGAUGUGCUUAUCAUUUAGUUUAUGUAGUUUUAUAUUUUUGCUAAAGCUUGACUUUUGUUACAUUUCCUUCCAAGAGAUUGUUUCCAUGCAUGAGUUACAAUCAUAGACCAUUGUCAUUUGUGUUUGAUGAAAGAUUCUUCAGGUUUUUGAGA